GAGACACACACACAGUUUAGUCUGAGGUCCAGCCCCCUCUCAGUAGCACUCAGUGCCAGACCUCAGGGAGGUAGUGUGCUUCUCACAACACAGCUUGUGUAACUGAGCAGAGAGGCAGAGAGGCAUGGGCUGGGGGAAGAGUGUUCCUGUGCUGAAGCUGGGGCAGGGUCUGAGGCCGGGCCUGAGGCUGGGGCUGGGGCCGGGGCAGGGGCUUAGGCUGGGACUGCUGAUUCUGCUGUGCUGCCUUGCCCUGUGUCCAGCGCCUGUCCAGGGGGAUAAGGUCCUGGUGAUGCCUGUAGACGGGAGCCACUGGCUGAGCAUGAAGCUGCUGGUGAAGGAGCUGGCGGCCAGGGGCCAUGAGAUGGUGGUGCUGAUCCCUGAGACAUCCAUCCUCAUCCAGGGCUCCGACUACUACAGGACUGAGACCUUCAGGGUCCCCUACAGCAAGGCACAGCUGGACAAGAACAUCAACAAACUGAAGGACGCUGCGUUCGUCAAGGCCCCGGAUGUAACCGACAUAUUUGUGAACGUGCAGCACCUGGUUGACUUCACCACCAUGCAGGUGAAAGGCUGUGAGGGUCUGCUGUAUGACGAGCCCCUGAUGCAGCGACUGAGUGGAGAAAUAUUCCAGCUGAUGCUGACCGACCCCUUCCUACCCUGUGGAUCCAUCAUCGCUGACUCCUUCAACAUCCCAGCGGUGUACUUCCUGAGGGGGAUCCCCUGUGGGCUGGAUGAGAGGGCUGCACAGUGCCCCACUCCCCUAUCCUACGUACCACGCUUCUUCUCUGGCAACACUGACCACAUGGACUUCCUAGGGAGGGUUAAGAACAUGCUCAUGUACAGUCUGGAGAGCUACCUGUGUACGGUAAUGUUUGCCAGCUUUGACGAGCUGACCAGUAGGUACCUGGAUAAGGACAUGACGUACAGGGAUCUGCUGGGUCACGGGGCGAUCUGGCUGCUGAGGUAUGACUUCUCCUUUGAGUAUCCCAAACCCAGGAUGCCCAACAUGGUCAACAUUGGAGGCAUAAACUGUGGUAAAAGAGCUCCACUCCCAGUGGUGAGUCUCAUAACAAUAUGUUUUAAAACAAACAACUUCAACUGUGCAUAGCUGUGCACCCUAUAUCGAUCCAGGUCCAGAAACCUCAAGGGAUAGAUUCACUGCUGUGGGGAAAAAAGGGGGAAAAAAUGGGGAAAAAAUUCAGCAAACUUUCAAUUUGUUUACAUUUACAUUUUAGUCAUUUAGCAGAUGCUCUUAUUGAGAGCGACUUACAGUUAGUGAGUGCAUACAUUUUCAUACUGGCCCCCCGUGGGAAAUGAACCCACAACCCUGGCGUUGCAAGCGCCAUGCUCUAUCAACUGAGCUACAGCUAUCAAAUUCUUCUCAUACUUUCUAAUUUGGGACAACAUCUCUUUUCGAGAUCUUGUUUUGACAGACAAACUACAUUCUCCUCUGAAGCUCUUCCUCUAAUGUUGUUAAAGAGUCAGUUGGAAAUGAUGAAGACAAUUACAUUGAUGGAAGCCACAAUCUACAGUUGAAGUUGGAAGAUUACAUACACCUUAGCUAAAUACAUUUAAACUCAGUUUUUCACAAUUCCUGACAUUUAAUCCAAGUAAACAUUCCCUUUCUUAGGUCAGCUAGGAUCACCACUUUUUUUAAAGAAUGUGAAAUGUCAGAAUAAUACUAGAGAGAAUGAUUUAUUUCAGUUUUUCUUUCUUUCAUCACAUUCCCAGUGGGUCAGAAGUUUACAUACACUCAAUUAGUAUUUGGUAGCAUUGCCUUUAAAUUGUUUAACUUGGGUCAUAUGUUUCGGGUAGCCUUCCACAAGCUUCCCACAAUAAGUUGGGUGAAUUUUGGCCCAUUCCUCCUGACAGAGCUGGUGUAACUGAGUCAGGUUUGUAGGCCUCCUUGCUCGCACACGCUUUUUCAGUUCUGCCCACACAUUUUCUAUAGGAUUGAGGUCAGGGCUUUGUGAUGGCCACUCCAAUACCUUGACUUUGUUGUCCUUAAGCCAUUUUGCCACAACUUUGGAAGUAUGCUUGGGGUCAUUGUCCAUUUGGAAGACCCAUCUGCGAUCAACCUUUAACUUCCUGACUAAUGUCUUGAGAUGUUGCUUCAAUAUAUCCACAUAAUUUUCCUUCCUCAUGAUGCCAUUUAUUUUGUGAAGUGCACCAGUCCCUCCUACAGCAAAGCACCCCCACAGCAUGAUGCCGCCACCCCCGUACUUCACGGUUGGGAUGAUGUUCUUUAGCUUGCAAGUUCCCCCCCUUUUUCCUCCAAACAUAACGAUGGUCAUUAUGGCCAAACAGUUCUAUUUUUGUUUCAUCAGACCAGAGGACAUUCCUCCAAAAAGUACGAUCUUUGUCCCCAUGUGCAGUUGCAAACAGGCUUUUUUAUGGCGGUUUUGGAGCAGUGGCUUCUUCCUUGCUGAGCGGCCUUUCAGGUUAUGUCGAUAUAGGACUCGUUUUACUGUGGAUAUAGAUACUUUUGUACCUGUUUCCGCUAGCAUCUUCACAAGGUCCUUUGCUGUUGUUCUGGGAUUGAUUUGCACUUUUCGCACCAAAGUCCUUUCAUCUCUAGGAGACAGAACGCGUCUCCUUCCUGAGCGGUAUGACGGCUGUGUGGUCCCAUGGUGUUUAUACUUGUGUACUAUUGUUUGUACAGAUAAAUGUGGUACCUGCAGGCAUUUGGAAAUUGCUCCCAAGGAUGAACCAGACUUCUGAUUUCUUUUGAUUUUCCCAUGAUGUCAAGCAAAGAGGCAUUGAGUUUGAAGGUAGGCCUUGAGAUACAUCCACAGGUACUCCUCCAAUUGACUCAAAUUAUGUCAAUUAGCCUAUCAGAAGCUUCUAAAGCCAUGACAUCAUUUUCUGGAAUUUUCCUAGCUGUUUAAAAGCACAGUCAACUUAGUGUAUGUAAACUUCUGACCCACUGGAAUUGUGAUACAGUGAAUUAUAACUGAAAUAAUCUGUCUGUAAACAAUUGUUGGAAAAAUUACUUGUGUCAUGCACAAAGUAGAUGUCCUAACCGACUUGCCAAAACUAUAGUUUGUUAACAAUACAUUUGUGGAGUGGUUGAAAAACGAGUUUUAAUGACUCCAACCUAAGUGUAUGUAAACUUCCGACUUCAACUGUAUCUGCAAUAUUAUAUAAAUAAUAAUAAUAAUAAUAAUAAUAAAAACAUUCAAAUAGAGUUUCUGAAAACAGUUCUAGUUCAAUUGAGAUGUUUGUUUCCUGACCACAUCUUUCAGCUUGGGGAAGGCAAAAAGGACAGGGCAGAUGUGCAGAGAAAGUUAAAGUGUGGUUCUUCAUAUUUUGUAUAAAGAGAAGUAUUGUUCAACAUUCACUUUGGGAGAGUGUCCCUCUCUGUACUACCCUCCAUUCUCUCUCUUUUCUAAACAAUGUGUUCAGCCAGUGAAACCUGAGCCAGGAAUAGCAUUUAGGUGUCCCAAAUGGUGCCCUAUUCCUUAUACAGUGAACUACUUUUGACCAGAUCCCUAUGGGCCCUGGUCAAAAGUAGUUCACUAAAUGGGGAAUAGGGUGUCAUUUAGGACAGACCACAGUUCUUUCCUCCUGGAAUGUGGCCACUAUAAUCUAACAGAGGAACUGAGGCGCCCUUCUAGUUCCAACCCUACAAACCAAAGGAAGGGAAACCACUCUGCAGGGAUUGUUCUGUGGGGUUAGGGUUGGGGUUAGCUGUGAUUGUUAUAUGGUUUAUUAUGCCUUUAUCUUCUAUGAAUACAGGGUGUGUUAUCAAAUCAUGGUAUCCUUUCACAACUUCACCCUCCCUCCUUCAGUCAAUGUUUUGCUAACUAGACGAAAGAGUGUUCUAUCACUGAUGUGUGGAAGUUAAAUACAUUUUUUAAUGUGAAUUAAAUCAUUUGAUGCCUUGUCUGUUUAUAUUGUCCAAUGUGAAAUGUUGAUGACCACUAUGAGGUAAGGUUUCACACAGCAGUUGCUGUUUGUGUUUUCUGCCUGUAUGUACAGUGAGGGAAAAAAGUAUUUGAUCCCCUGCUGAUUUUGUACGUUUGCCCACUGACAAAGACAUGAUCAGUCUAUCAUUUUAAUGGUAGGUUUAUUUGAACAGUGAGAGAGAAUAACAACAACAAAAUCCAGAAAAACGCAUCUCAAAAAUGUUAUAAAUUGAUUUGCAUUUUAAUGAGGGAAAUAAGUAUUUGACCCCCUCUCAAUGAGAAAGAUUUCUGGCUCCCAGGUGUCUUUUAUACAGGUAACGAGCUGAGAUUAGGAGCACACUCUUAAAGGGAGUGCUCCUAAUCUCAGUUUGUUACCUGUAUAAAAGACACCUGUCCACAGAAGCAAUCAAUCAAUCAAAUUCCAAACUCUCCUCCAUGGCCAAGACCAAAGAGCUCUCCAAGGAUGUCAGGGACAAGAUUGUAGACCUACACAAGGCAGGAAUGGGCUACAAGACCAUCGCCAAGCAGCUUGGUGAGAAGAUGACAACAGUUGGUGCGAUUAUUCUCAAAUGGAAGAAACACAAAAUAACUGUCAAUCUCCCACGGCCUGGGGCUCCAUGCAAGAUCUCAGCCCAGAACUACACGGGAGGAUCUUGUCAAUGAUCUCAAGGCAGCUGGGACCAUAGUCACCAAGACAACAAUUGGUAACACACUACGCCGUGAAGGACUGAAAUCCUGCAGCGCCCGCAAGGUCCCCCUGCUCAAGAAAGCACAUAUACAGGCCCAUCUGAAGUUUGCCAAUGAACAUCUGAAUGAUUCAGAGGAGAACUGGGUGAAAGUGUUGUGGUCAGAUGAGACCAAAAUGGAGCUUUUUGGCAUCAACUCAACUCGCCAUGUUUGGAGGAGGAGGAAUGCUGCCUAUGACCCCAAGAACACCAUCCCCACCGUCAAACAUGGAGGUGGAAACAUUAUGCCUUGGGGGUGUUUUUCUGCUAAGGGGACAGGACAACUUCACCGCAUCAAAGGGACGAUGGACGGGGCCAUGUACCGGCAAAUCUUGGGUGAGAACUUCCUUCCCUCAGCCAGGGCAUUGAAAAUGGGUUGUGGAUGGGUAUUCCAGCAUGACAAUGACCCAAAACACAUGGCCAAGGCAACAAAGGAGUGGCUCAAGAAGAAGCACAUUAAGGUCCUGGAGUGGCCUAGCUAGUCUCCAGACCUUAAUCCCAUAGAAAAUCUGUGGAGGGAGCUGAAGGUUCGAGUUGCCAAACAUCAGCCUCGAAACCUUAAUGACUUGGAGAAGAUCUGCAAAGAGGAGUGGGACAGAAUCCCUCCUGAGAUGUGUGCAAACCUGGUGGCCAACUACAAGAAACGUCUGACCUCUGUGAUUGCCAACAAGGGUUUUGCCACCAAGUACUAAGUCAUGUUUUGCAGAAGGGUCAAAUACUUAUUUCCCUUAUUAAAAUGCAAAUCAAUAUAUAACAUUUUUGACAUGCGUUUUCUGGAUGUUUUUGUUGUUAUUCUGUCUCUCACUGUUCAAAUAAACCUACCAUUAAAAUUAUAGACUGAUCAUGUCUUUGUCAGUGGGCAAACGUAUAAAAUCAGCAGGGGAUCAAAUACUUUUUUCCCUCACUGUACAUACAAUUCCAUUGCAUAGUGAAAGACCACAAUUCAUUGUGUGUUUGGUUCAUCGUGUGUGUGGUUCUGCGGAUAUUUCAGAGAAGGGUCUACUUGCAAUAACUGUGAUAUAUGGUUGUUUUUUUCCUACUAAACUAAGUUGAAUGCACUGACUGUAAGUCACUCUGGAUAAGAGCGUAUACUAGAUGACUAAAAUGUAUACUGAACAAAAAUAUAAACGCAACGUGUAAAGUGUUGAUCCCAUGUUUCAUGAGCUAAAAUAAAAGAUCCCAGAAAUGUUCUAUACGCAAAGAAAUAAAAAUGUUCUCUCAAAUGUUGUGCACAAAUUUGUUUACAUCCCUGUUAGUGAGCAUUUCUCAUUUGCCAAGAUAAUCCAUCCACCUGACAAGUGUGGCAUAUCAAGAAGAUGAUUAAACAGCAUAAUCAUUACACAAGUGCACCUUGUGCUGGGGACAAUAAAAGGUCACUCUAAAAUGUGCAGUUUUGUCACACAGCACAAUGCCACAGAUGUCUCAAGUUUUGACGGAGCGUGCAAUUGGCAUGCUGUCUGCAGGAAUGUCCACCAGAGCUGUUGCAAGAUAAUUAAAUGUUAAUUUCUCUACCAUAAGCCGCCUCCAACGUUGUUUUAGAGAAUUUGGCAAUACAUCGAACUGGCCUCACAACCGCAGACCAUGUGUAUGGUGUUGUGUGGUUGAGCGGUUUUCUGCCAGCCCAGGACCUCCACAACCGGCUUCUUCACCUGCGGGAUCAUCUGAGACCAGCCACCCGGACAGCUGAUGAAAUUUAGGAGAAUUUCUGUCUGUAAUAAAGCCCUUUUGUGGGGAAAAACUCAUUCUGAUUGGCUGGGCCUAGCUCUCAAGUGGGUGGGCCUAUGCCCUCCCAGGCCCACCCAUGCUCCCAGGCCCACCCAUGGCUGCGCCCCUGCCCAGUAAUGUGAAAUCCAUAGAUUAGAGCCUAAUGAAUUUAUUUCAAUUGACUGAUUUCCUUAUAAAAUCGUUGAAAUUGUUGCAUGUUGCAUUUAUAUUUUUGUUCAGUAUAAAUGUAAAAAGUUUUUGUUAACUAACCCUUCCCCCGUACCUCAACAGGACCUGCAGGAGUUUGUGGAUGAGUCAGGAGAGGAUGGCUUCGUGGUCUUUACCCUGGGCUCUAUGGUCUCUCAGAUGCCGGAGGAGAAAGCCAAGCAGUUCUUUGAUGCCUUCAGCAGGAUCCCUCAGAGGGUAAGGACACCUCGAACACGUCCCAAAUGGCAACCCUAUUCCAUAUAUUGCACUAUUUUUGACCACAGCUGGUCAAAAGUAGUGCACUAUAUAGGGAAUAAGGUGUCAUUUGGAACGCAAACCCUCAUCUGUCUAUUACAUCAUGUUUCCCACAGUUAACCCUUUCUGACCAACACAAUCUUUAAGUAUACAGUCUCUACGUCUUCUAUAGACAUCAACAACUGACAACAUAUUUUCUAAGAGUCUAUUUUCUAAGAGUUAGAUUGACCCGUGCGUCAAUCUAAGUAACAUAAUAAAAAAAUCCCCAUAAAAAUCAGUCAGUUUAAGCUAGAGUUAUCCAUUUUUUUGCAUGGGCUGCGCCUCAAGCCACCGCAUCCGUCUAUGUCGGCCUUCCGUAUCUGCGUGGAAGGUGGCCGAGCUACAGCAGUGUUUGUCAGACCAUGAGACAUCCCGAAAAUCUGCCUUCUCGUGAAAAAGUCUGUAGCGUCCGAACGGUUUGUCCUAGAAACUAUUAUGUGUCACGGGACCCCACAAGUGUUACAGGACUUGUCUGAAGAUAACCUAUACAAAUGAAUGGAAGUAUGGAGGUAGUUUUGUGCCAACAGAAAUAAGGGGUUAAAUAUGUGUUAAAAAAACACACAAUUAUUUCGUGAGCUUUCUGACAUCUCCUAGAUAUAGCACAGACACUUCAAAACCUUAUUCCUUAUGAUUUCUUUUUUUACUGUCUUUUUUGCCAUUUAUGAAUGUGUUAUUCAAUGCGUUUCUAUGGGCUAUAGUAGUAAAGGCCAAAUUCAAUAUUUUAUCAAAUACAUUUUUUAUAUAUUUUUGUAAUACCUAAAGGGGUCCUAAAAUUCAAAAUCAAAUAACUAAAUGAUCCAUGGUAUGACCAUCUUAAAACAAUUCCAUAUGUUAUCUUAGUUGAGAUGUCAGUUUGUAGUAGCACAGCACUAUGCGUGUUAAGCAUAUAGGCAGGGUUGGGGAGUAACAGAUUACAUGUAAUCCGUUACAUGUAACAGAUUACAAAAACAUGUAACUGUAAUCUGUUACGUUACCAGCAAAAAAAUUAUAAUCAGAUUACAGAUACUUUCGAAAAACUAGAUGAUUACUUCUAUGAUUACUUUUCUAUUAUUUUAAGCUGCCUAUCAUUGUUUUUGCGACCUGUGGACAGCCAGUGAAUAAUGUGCUCUUGCAACAGCUGCAUAGGACAGAUCCCAGCCUAUGGAAUAAAAGUUUGAGGGAGUUCCUCCCUUCUAAACCCCUCAGUGGUAUUGUCCUCCAUACUGUCAAAAACAAGUUUAAUUUAAGAAGACCACGAGUGGGGCUUUUGUUGCUCAAUCUCAUUAGUGCUGAUUUAAAAAAUGUUUUCCAUAGGCUGGACACAUGCUCAAACUCGCACACUUUUGCUAGACUUAAACAGCUUAUCAAGAUAUCAAAGUGUCACCAACAAAAACGUAAACAAUAGGCCAAUAGUAAAUGCAGCAUAUGGCAUUAGCACUUUUUGGUACACUCUUAGAAAAAAAAGGUGCUAUCUAGAACCUAAAAGGGUUCUUCAGCUGUCCUCAUAGGAGAACCCUUUGAAGAACCCUUUUUGGUUCCAGGUAGAACCCUUUUGGGUUCAAUGUAGAACCCUUUCCACAGAGGGUUCUAUAUGGAACCCAAAAAGGGUUCUACCUGGAACCAAAAAGAGUUUCCUAUGGGGACAGCCGAAGAACCCUUUUGGAACCCUUUUUCUAAGAGUGUAGUGCUCAAGCAUGCCAUUCCAUGAGAGCAGCAUAAACAUCAAAGUAGGCUAAUAAGUCCUUAGUUUUUGGGUUAUGCUUAAGUAAAACAAUUUGGCUAAUCUAUAUUUCCAAUUCCGAUUCUUGAAGAUCAAGGGGUAUUAAAUUAAUUGGAAUGAUUGGAAAUCUGACAGACUUUGGUUUUUAAUGUAAAGAAAGUGUUUGUCCUCAGGCCUGGAGGGAAGCCAAAGUCAUACAAAUACAAUGCUAUUUAUCCAUAAACAAAUUAACAACAGACUUUCAGCAUACUUAUAGAGAAGGGCACUCAACAUAUACUGCACUGACACAAUUGACCGAUAAUUGGUUGAAAUAAAUUGACAAUAAGAAGAUUGUGGGAGCUGUACUGUUAUAUUUCUGCCUGUGUUUCCAUGUAUGCUGAUGAUUCAACCCUAUACGCAACCCUAAACAAAGAGUUGCAGUCAGUUUUAGAAUGGGUGGCCAGUACUAAACUGGUCCUGAACAUCUCUAAAACUAAGACCAUUGUAUUUGGUACAAGUUGAGAAGACUAAAUUACUUGGUGUUACCGUAGAUUCUAAACUGUCAUGGUCAAAAAAUAUUGAAUGGCUGUAAGUCUGUCCGUGAUAAAGAGAUGCUCUGCUUUUUUGACACCACACUCCACAAAGCAAGUCCUGCAGGCUCUAGUUUUAUCUUAUCUUGAUUAUUGUCCAGUCGUGUGGUCAAGUGCCGCAAAGGACCUAGUUAAGCUGCAGUUGGCCCAGAACAGAGCGGCACGUUUUGCUCUUCAUUGUAAUCAAAGGGCUAAUAUCAAUACUAUACAUGCCAGUUUCUCUUGGCUACGAGUUGAGGAAAGACUGACUGUGUCACAUUAAUUCCAACUUGUUUGCAUAGUCAACUUACAUACAGCACUGGGUCUUUACACAGUCCCCAGGUCCAGAACAAAUUCAUGGAAACAUACAGUAUUAUACAGAGCCAUGAUUGCAUGGAACUCCCUUCCAUGUCAUAUGAACAGCAAACCUGGUUUCAAAAAACAAAUAAAGCAACACCUCACGGCACAACGCCUCUCCCCCAUAUUACCUACUUGUUGUGUGUAUGUACUGUGAUAACUGAUAGAUGCACACACGCACACUACAUGUUCAUGUUUUUAAAUAUAUGUAAAUUGUAAAGUAUUUUGUCUGUAAUGUCUUUUUCGUUGUGUGUCGGACCCCAGUAAGACUAGCUGUCGCCAUUGGCGUCGGCUAAUGAAAAUCCUAAUAAAACAAAAUCAAAUAUAGCCUAAUCAUAUAAUUAUCUGUAGUAGAAAACAAUGGGUUAGAAGAAGCCUACAUAACCAACCCAUAAAGUACAAUGCAAGAUCCAUUUAUGGCCAUCUAUGUAAACUCUAACAGGCGGGGUAAGAGGAAGGCCCUAACAAUAAGACUCCAGCCACCCUAGUCAUAGACUGUUCUCUCUGCUACCGCACGGCAAGCGGUACUGGAGCGCCAAGACUAGGUCCAAAAGGCUUCUUAACAGCUUCUACCCCCAAGCCAUAAGACUCCUGAACAGCUAAUCAUGGCUACCCGGACUAUUUGCAUUGUCCCCCCCACCCCACCCCACCCCCUCUUUUAUGCUGCUGCUACUCUCUGUUUAUUAUCUAUGCAUAGGCACUUUAACUCUACCCACAUGUACAUAUUACCUCGACUAACCUGUGCCCCCGCACAUUGACUCUGUACCGGUACCCCCUGUAUAUAGCCUCCCUACUGUUAGUUUAUUUUACUGCUGCUCUUUAAUUAUUUUUUAUUUUUAUUUUUUAGUUAUCUAUUUGUUACUUAACACUUAUUUUUCUUAAAACUGCAUUGUUGGUUAAGGGCUUAUAAGUAAGCAUUUCACUGUAAGGUCUACACCUGUUGUAUUCGGCGCAUGUGGCAAAUAACAUUUGAUUUGAUUUAUCCUGCAAUAGAUGUCAUUCAAUUGGUAAUAUUCAUUUUUGUCUUCUAAUGCCUCUUAAGGGAAAGUAAUCUAAAAGUAACUGAAAGUAAUUAGAUUACGUUACUGAGUUUGGGUAAUCUAAAGGUUACAUUACUGAUUACAAUUUUGGACAGGUAACUAGUAACUGUAAUGGAUUACAUUUAGAAAGUAACCUACCCAACCCUGCAUAUAGGCCUAAUCUCCAAUCCACCAUUAAUCUAAUCUAGAACAAGUCCUUUGUCCCCUGUUUGUACUUAACUCUGAGGAAUGCUGUAAUUACAUGGAGUUUCAAUGGCAUUUGCAUAUUCUCCAUUCUUCAUAUACUACAUCAAGGGUUAUGGCAAACUGCUGUUCUAUGUUGUUCAGUUUGUGUGGAGAUACACUGGAGCUAUGCCUUAAAACUCUCCAGACACACAUUUAUAUCCCACUACAAACUGGUGUACCUUCACCACUAUAUCCAGAAUUGACAGAUGAUUCUAUAUGACUUGAUUAGCUAAGUAAGCUGUUAUUCUCUGUGUUUCAGGUGGUGUGGCGGUACACAGGAGUGGUGCCUGAGAAUGCUCCAGACAACGUCAGAUUGAUGAAGUGGCUUCCUCAGAAUGAUCUGCUGGGUUGGUUUAGUCUCUCAUCAUCAGAGAUAAUGUUACAAUGAUAUAGUUCUAAUUAAAAUCACCUGGGUUACAGAAGUUACAGAGGGGUACUCUUCUCAGUAAACACAACAUGCUACUGUUGCUGCCAUUGUGCAAGUGAAACAAUGCAUCUUCUUCUUCUUCAUGGUGAAUGUUCUAUGUUCUAUGUUCAAUGUUCUAGGCCACCCCAAAGUCAAGGCCUUCAUCACCCACGGAGGAACCCACGGUCUCUACGAGGGGAUCUGUAACAGUGUUCCCAUGGUGAUGCUGCCGUUGUUCGGUGACCAGGGUGACAACAUACACCGCAUGGCAGUGAGGGGUGUCGGGGAGGUGCUCAAUAUGUUCGAUGUCACCUCAGACAAACUGGUGGAGGCCCUCAACAAGGUCAUCAACGACAAGAGGUCAGACAUCAUGCUAAUGUAAUACAAGGAAGUAUACUGAACAAAAAUAUAAAAGCAACAAUUUCAAAGAUUUUACUGAGUUACAGUUCAUAUGAGGAAAUCAGUCAAUUGAAAUAAAUAAAUGAGGCCCUAAUCUAUGGAUUUCACAUGACUGGGAAUACAGAUAUGCAUCUGCUGGUCACAGUUACCUUUAAAAACAAUGGGCCUCACAAUGGGCCUCAGGACCUCGUCACUGUAUUUUUGUGCAUUCAAAUUGCCAAUCGAUAAAAUGCAAUUGUGUUCGUUGCCCAUAGGUUAUGCCUGCCCAUAGCAUAACCCCACCGCCACCAUGGGGCACUCUGUUCACAACAUUGACAUCAGCAAACCGCUCACCCACACAACACCAUACACAUGGUCUGCGGUUGUGAGGCCAGUUGGACGUACUGCCAAAUUCUCUAAAAUAACGUUGGAGGCGGCGUAUGGUAGAGAAAUGAACAUUAAAUUAUAUUGCAACAGCUCUGGUGGACAUUCCUGCAGUCAGCAUGCCAAUUCACGCUCCCUCAAAACUUGAGACAUCUGUGUGACAAAACUGCACAUUUUAGAGUGCCUUUUAUUGUCCCCAGCACAAGGUGCACCUGUGUAAUGAUCAUGCGGUUUAAUCAGCUUCUUGAUAUGCCACACCUGUCAGGUGGAUGGAUUAUCUUGCCAAAGGAGAAAUGUUCACUAACAGGGAUGUAAACAAAUUUGUGCACACAUUUUGAGAGAAAUAAGCUUUUUGUGCAUAUGGAACAUGUUGCGUUUAUAUUUUUGUUCAGUAUAAUGAUGUUACAAGGACAUGUUAUACACUGAAUAUACAAAACAUUAACCUCUUAAAUGUAACUACAUGUAAUUUAAAAUAGAAUAUACGUAAUCCCCGAAAGUAAUAAACAAUAACUAGUAAUGCUGCAUACUGGAAGAUAGGUUAAAAUCUCACCUUUUUGGUAUAAAUAGUUAUAAAUUGCUGAGGUGUAGACACUUUUUAGGACACAAGCUCAAAUAAACAGUACAAAUAUGAUAAAAAUAUAGCAGUGCAAACAGUACAGGGACCAAAUCCUAACUUGAGAUCUACAUGCACAUAUUGAGUUUCAGUGCAAAUAUAAUAUUGUCAAAAAUGCAUGAUUUACAUGAAAGUCUGAGUUCCUCAUUAGAAUUCAGCCCCAGGUGAAUAUUGCACUGUGUAGUGUGACAUACUGCUUCCUUGACUUAUACUGUAUUAGCAGUCAUGAGUUGGCUAUGAGGAGAUUGUAAACACUGUUGCAUCUGUCCUUCCUCCCCAGUUACAAGGAGAAGAUGCUGAAGCUGUCAGCGGUGCAUAAGGACCGUCCCAUCGAGCCCCUGGACCUGGCUGUGUUCUGGGUGGAGUUUGUGAUGCGCCACAGCGGAGCAGAACACCUGAGACCCGCCGCUCACGACCUCAACUGGAUCCAGUACCACAGUCUGGAUGUGUUCACUCUGCUACUCACUAUAGUUCUCAUUGUUGUCAUGGUCACCAUUAAAUGCUGCAAAGUCUGCUUCCACAAGUGCUGUGGAACGAAGAGGACUAUGAAGAGGAAGAGUGAGUGAAUGUCCUUCCUGUGGCCUAAACCGGGAUUCAAUCUGAGGCUCAUUGUAGAGCGCUGUCGGCAAUAAUGUGCCUUGUAAAGGCAAGGUCCUGCGUUUUGCUGAGAUCGCAUUCACGGUAAACGCUGCAGAUGUCGGCUCAAUCAGAAAGUACCUUCAAAUGUCAAGCGCGCUACAAUGCGCCAUGGAUUGAAUCCCAGCCCAAGCCAUCAGGCGCUAGAGUCCAGGGUAACUAUACUGCCCCCUCUAGGCCCUGUGUAUAUCAGGGAGUGAAUAGGCUACUGUAGGUUGAAGGAAAGGAAUGCCUGACAGAGAUUUGC
Coregonus sp. 'balchen' is the source of this 13371-nucleotide messenger RNA. Lineage: Eukaryota; Metazoa; Chordata; Actinopteri; Salmoniformes; Salmonidae. The record is from the annotation of a GenBank genome assembly.